AUGAAUUAUGAUACUGAUGAUGAAUGGUUUCUUACUUGUUUGUAUUGCUCUUCUUAUGACAAUGAAAGACAGGUUCAAUGGAGAUUUAUUAAUGAAAUUGGUGAAAACAUGAACCUUCCUUGGGUCACUAUAAGGGAUUUAAAUUCUACUUUAUAUAGCAAUGAAAGACAGAGCUAUGCUAUACACCCAACCCAGUCACACCAUAUCAUCAUCAAUACGAUCACUGAUUUGGGCCUAAUAGACAUACCUUACACAGGUUGUCCUUUUACAUGGUCAAAUCAAAGAGAUCAUAUUCAACAAGUAAGAACCAGAUUAGACAGAGCUCUUUGCCUACCUUCUUGGAUGACUAUCUUUCCCAAUGUUAUCCUAAACAACCUCAUUCCAUGUGGCUCUGAUCAUGCUCCCAUACUUCUAAAUACCAACUCACAAAAUGAAAAUCUCAACAAGCCAUUCAGAUUCUAUGAGCAUUGGCUUUCAAACAGAACUUGCAAAGAAGAGAUUAAAAAAAGUUGGAAAUGCAACAAGAGAGGAAGUGAAGCUUUCAAAUUCACAAAUAGACUAAGGGAAGCAAAGAGAGGUUUGAAAGAUUGGAGAGUCAAGGAGUAUGGGGACACUGACAAGAAGAUCAAGGAUACUCAAAUUCAACUCCAACAAAUCAUUAGUCAGCCUCAAGUUAACAUGUCUGAACACAACAGAUGCCAACAACAACUGAAAAAACUCUAUGAAAUUAAAUACAGAACUGCUUUUCAACAGUCAAGAGAGAAUUUUAUAAAUUAUCAAGAUAAAAACUCAAAAAUAUUUCAUGCCCAAGCCAACUACAGAAGAAGAUGCAAUCAAAUUCAUUCUAUACAAGAUGCCAAUGGAGAAUGGAAGAACACAAGAGAAGAAAUUUCAAAAAUUCUGCUUGAUCACUUUCAAAAAAUUGCUACUACCUCCAACCCUGAAGAAAAUGAAGAAAUUAUGAGCCUCAUUACACCCUGCAUCUCAGAAGAAGAAAACAUCAAGCUCAUAGAAAUCCUAAACUCUCAAGAAAUCAAAAAGAAUGUUUUCCAGAUAAAAUCUUGGCCAACACCAGGGCCAGAUGGAUUCCAAGCUGGGUUCUAUCAACAAAAUUGGGAGAUUGUAGUAAAUGAUGUUAUCAAGAUGGUGCAGGAAUUCUUCAGACAUGCUUAUGUUCCUGGAAGAAAUAUUAUGGACAACACUAUCAGUGCUCAUGAAAGUGUGCAUCAUAUGAAGAAUACAAGAGCUAUACAUGGUGUUGUUGCUAUGGUAGAUCAAUGCAUCUCAAUUGCUACCAUAUCUAUAUUUCUUAAUGGUUAUCCAAUUGAAACAAUGAUUCCUACAAGAGGUCUAAGACAGGGAGAUAGUUUAUCACCUUAUAUCUUCAUCCUUUGCAUGGAAAAUUUCAGUAGAAUGAUACAAGCUGAAGUGGAGAAAAAUAACAUAUGUCCAAUAUAUCCAGCUAGAAAUGGCCCUCCAGUUUCACACUUGUUCUUUGCAUAUGACUACAUCUUAUUCUCUACUGCUAAAAGAUCUUCUAUAGAUAAUCUUCAAAAAGUCAUUCACAGCUUCUGCAAGGUUUCUGUACAAAUGGUAAACAUCAGUAAAUCAAGCUUACACUUCAGCAAGAGACUCAGUGAAGAAGCCAAUAAGUAUGUUUGCAAUACUAUGGGAAUGAACAUCAUGCCUUUAGAUGAGAAAAGCACUCAAAUAAAAUCCGUUACAAAUUCAACGACACAAUUUCAGAUGGGUUGUUUUAUCCUUCCUCAACAAACAAUAAACCAGCUAGAAGCCACUCAAAUAAGAUAUUGGUGGAACCAAAAUAAGGGUAAGGACAUUUAUUUCAUUUCUUGGAGUGAUGUCUCAAUUCCUAAAAGAUGGGGUGGCCUGGGUUUUAAAAAUCUAAAGUACUUCAAUGAAGCUUUGAUCACUAAAUUGGCUUGGAGGCUUGUCCAAGAGAAAGGGAAGAACUGGACUCUAAUUCUAGAAGCUAGAUACUUCAAACAAGAAAAUAUCCUUCAAGAUGAUCUCACUGAUAAAGGCACUGAAAUAUGGAAGAGUAUAACUAAAGGUAUUGAAUGGGUCAAAAGGUUUCAUAUUUGGUUAAUUGGAGAUGGUAAAACUGUAUAUGCUUUUAGAGAUAAUUGGAUACAAGGCUAUUCAGCUCAGCAGCUUCAAGAAAAUUUUAGAGAAAAUGAAGUUAUUCCAUAUCAUAUGAAAGUUACAGACUUUAUAGACAAUAAUACAAGAAGCUGGAAUAUGAAUAUUCUGCAAAUUUUUAUUUCACUCAAGACAUAA
Papaver somniferum (opium poppy) is the source of this 2298-nucleotide messenger RNA. RefSeq lists its product as uncharacterized. Bases 1 to 2298 code for a protein of 765 amino acids. The transcript is spliced from 4 exons. The record is from RefSeq and is a predicted model, not a curated record. Lineage: Eukaryota; Viridiplantae; Streptophyta; Magnoliopsida; Ranunculales; Papaveraceae.